AUGAGUCCGAAGACAAGUGUCGUAGCAAAUGGUACGACGAAUGAGAACAGCCACAAUGACAGUGCCAGUACCAUUCUUACGGAAUCACACCCUCUUUACAACCACAAGCACCGAGUUGAACCCGAACUCAAUAAAAAAGAGGAGUAUCCAAGGUGGAUUGGUCAGAAAUUCGAACCUGACGGCCGCCUGCUGUCGUUCCCAGGAAACACAGUCAUCUGCCACCUUUCGCCGCAAAGUGAGCUGCAUCAUGCACUGCAAGGUCUCUACAAAGAGCUUAAAGAGGGAGAAUUUGCUUCGCUUCAGGCUCUGUUGCCACCCACAAGCUGGCAUAUGACAAUUUUUGAAGGAGUUUCGGACAAAAUGCGCAAGCACGGUGUCUGGCCAGACAAUUUGCCUCCCGAUGCGUCGCUGGACGGUUGCAAUGCAUUGUUCAACCAAAAGCUUGCUGCCUUCGAUCUCGAAACCGAGCCACCUUUUCGAAUGGCGGUAUAUGGCUUUGAACCCCUUGAAGAUGGUGUCGCUUUACGGGUUGUACCAGCCAGCCCUGCGGAAGAACGAAGGCUGCGUCGUCUCCGUGAUCGCCUGUCUAAAGUCCUUCAGACACGCCAUCUAGGCCAUAAUCACUAUUCCUUCCACGUCAGCGUGUCAUAUAUGCUGCGUUACCUGAGCCAGGAGGAGCAUGAAAAGUUCUGGACCUUUCUGCAGGAAUAUCUUUCCAAGUUGCCAGAGUAUUUCGAGCUCGGAGCGCCCGAAUUCUGUACCUUUGAUGAUAUGUUCGCAUUCCGCAGGGAAUUCUUCCUCCAGAAACAAUCUUGA
Molecule: messenger RNA, 816 nt
Organism: Rhinocladiella mackenziei CBS 650.93
Lineage: Eukaryota; Fungi; Ascomycota; Eurotiomycetes; Chaetothyriales; Herpotrichiellaceae
Exons: 1
Coding region: 1-816 (271 amino acids)
Source: RefSeq, a predicted model, not a curated record